Molecule: messenger RNA, 987 nt
Organism: Bipolaris victoriae FI3
Lineage: Eukaryota; Fungi; Ascomycota; Dothideomycetes; Pleosporales; Pleosporaceae
Exons: 2
Coding region: 1-987 (328 amino acids)
Source: RefSeq, a predicted model, not a curated record
AUGGCAAGCUUUGCCCGCUUCUUCUACUCCCAACUCUUCGUCACACCUCCACCCCCCACGGCUGACCUAACCGGUAAAACCGUCCUCGUAACUGGCUCCAACACCGGCCUGGGCAAAGAAGCAUCCCGUCACUAUGUCUCCCUCAACGCCUCAACCGUCAUCCUCGCCGUGCGCUCCAUCGAAAAAGGCGAAGCAGCCGCCAAAGACAUCGAGACCACCACCGGCCGCCAAAAUGUAAUAAAAGUAAUGCACCUCGACAUGUCUUCCUACCAAUCCGUACUCGAUUUCGCUUCUACAGUAAGCAAAGAGGUCCCCCGCCUCGACAUCGCCAUUCUCAACGCCGGCGUAAACCGCGGCGUGUGGGAAAUCUUCGAACAAGACGAAUCCACCAUUACCGUCAAUGUCGUUUCCACUUUCUUUCUCUUCUUCUCUCUUCUCCCCAAACUCAGGGAUACGGCAAGCAAAUUCAAUGUGCGACCGACACUCACGGUUGUGAGUUCGGAAGUGCAUCAGUGGACGGGGUUUGCGGAGAGGAAAGCACUCGAGGGGAAAUUGUUUGAGCGGUUGAGGGAGGAGGUUGUAGCGGGAAAGAAGGUGGAUUUGAAUGAGAGGUAUUGUGUUAGUAAGUUGAUGGAGGUGCUCACUGUGAGGGAGUUUUGUGCGAGGAAUAAGGGUGGGGAGUGUCCGGUCACGGUGAAUACUGUUAAUCCGGGGUUGUGCCAUUCAGAGUUCGGUCGCGAAGCCCCCUUUGUCGCGGCUAUAUUGCGUUUCUUCCUUGCUCGCACUACGGAAGUUGGGUCGAGGACGCUGGUGCAUGCGGGGUUGCGGGGUGAAGAGACGCAUGGAAAGUAUUUGAGUGAUUGCGAGAUUACGGAGCCGAGUACGUAUGUUAGGAGUGAGGAGGGAAAGAAAGAUCAGGAGAGGGUGUGGAGGGAGUUGAUGGUGAAGUUGGAGGGGAUCAAGGCGGGGGUCACGCAGGGGUAUUAG